Chenopodium quinoa (quinoa) is the source of this 1293-nucleotide messenger RNA. RefSeq lists its product as uncharacterized. Gene Ontology annotation, molecular function: nucleic acid binding. The transcript has 3 exons. Bases 1 to 1293 code for a protein of 430 amino acids. NCBI's taxonomy places the organism in Eukaryota, Viridiplantae, Streptophyta, Magnoliopsida, Caryophyllales, Amaranthaceae. The record is from RefSeq and is a predicted model, not a curated record.
AUGGAAAAGGAAUUUUUGGCCAUUGUUCAUUCUCUUGAGAAAUUCCGUUGUUAUUUGUUGGGUUCCAAGACUAUUGUCUUCACGGAUCAUGCGGCUCUCAAGGAUAAGAAGGGUGCAGAAAAUGUUGUGGCGGACCAUCUUUCUCGCCUUGAGGGUGAUCAAAUUCAUGAUUAUGGUUCACCAAUUGAAGAUAGAAUGCUUGAUGAUUUCUUGUAUGCUAUUGAGGUAAAGGAGCUCCCUUGGUUUGCUGAUUUGGUGAAGUUUCUAGCAUGUGGGGCGUUUCCACCUUCUUUCUCCAAGAACCAACGAAAGAAACUCAAGAGGAAGGCAAUACAUUACUUGUGGGAUGAUCCCAUCUUGUAUAAACAAGGGGCUAAUGGCUUUCUUAGGCAUUGUAUUCCAAAUGAAGAGGUGCCUAGUGUUCUAAAGAUGUGUCAUUCGGAUCCUAGUGGUGGUCAUAUGGGUGUUUCAAAAACCGCUACUAAGGUUCUUCAAAGUGGUUUAUGGUGGCCACAUAUCUUAAAGGAUUCUUGGGGCUUUGUCAAGUCAUGUGAUCGAUGUCAAAGAGUUGGGAAUAUCUCCAAGCGGAAUGAGAUGCCUCAACAACCUAUUCUUGAGUUGGAGGUGUUCAAUAAAACAUGGGGUUCAUCACAAUGGUUUGGCCUUCCAUAUCAUCCUCAAACAAGUGGCCAAGUCGAGGUCUCAAAUUGUCAAAUCAAGCUUAUUCUUGAGAAGUUGGUUGCAAGAAAUAGAAAGGUUUGGUCGGACAAGUUGGAUGAUGUUCUUUGGGCCUAUAGAACAGCUUUUAAGACACCUAUAGGCACCACUCCUUAUCGCCUUGUCUAUGGCAAAUCAUGCCAUCUCCCGGUAGAGCUUGAGCACCGUGCUUUGUGGGAAAUCGAGAAGAUAAAUUUUGAUUUGGCAAGUGCGGGGGAGAAAAGGUGGUUGGAUCUUCAUGAGCUAGAGGAGCUUAGACUUGAUGCUUACGAUUGUGCUAGCACUUAUAAAACUCGUUCCAAGGAAUCUCACGACAAUCUUAUUGAGGAGAAAGUGUUUUGUGUUGGGGACAAAGUCCUCCUCUACAAUUCAAGAAUGAAGUUAUUUCCCGGAAAGCUCAUGUCUAGAUGGAGUGGCCCUUUCUUGGUGAAAGAUGUUUUUGAUAAUGGUGUCGUGGAGAUUUCUCCUUUGGAUUCCUCGUCUACUUUUAAGGUUAUUGGUCAUCGGCUCAAGGAAUAUUUUGAUGGAGUGUUCAUUGGUCUUGUUCACAAAAUGAUUCUCUUUAAGCCACCCUGA